AAAACGGCCCAAUUCUAACGGAUCCUGAGUUAUCCUAGAGAAAAGCGCGACAUCUCUUCGCUCGCGUUCUCAGCUGAAAACUUCCGUAGUGGGUGGUGCACAAACAGUGGAAUUUGCGUCUCUAGUUAUUGAAGAACAACCAUGGCAGGUGGACAACCUGAGAGAGAAGACAAGGUCUCACUAGAGAUCACUGAAGAAAUCUUACAGAGCAUGGAAGUCGGCAUGACGUUUCGCGACUAUAGUGGUAGGAUCAGUUCAAUGGAUUUUCAUAAAACAUCAAAUUAUCUGGUGACGGCCAGUGAUGAUGAGUCCAUUCGUCUAUAUGAUGUUGCAAAUGCAACAUGUUUGAAGACUAUUAACAGCAAAAAGUACGGGGUUGAUCUGGUUAGCUUCACUUCCCAUCCUACAACUGUUAUAUACUCCUCCAAGAAUGGUUGGGAUGAAUCUCUACGGCUUCUUUCAUUGCAUGACAACAAGUACUUGCGGUAUUUCAAGGGUCAUCGUGACAGGGUUGUGUCUCUUAGCUUAUCCUCUAGGAAGGAGUAUUUUCUCUCUGGCUCGCUUGAUCGAUCUGUUCUACUUUGGGAUCAAAGAGCUGAUAAAUGCCAGGGCCUUCUUCGAGUGCAAGGAAGACCAGCUACUGCUAUUGAUGAGCAAGGACUUGUAUUUGCUAUUGCUUUUGGAGGAUAUAUAAGGAUGUUUGAUGCACGCAAUUAUGAAAAGGGGCCUUUUGAAAUUUUCUCUGUUGGCGGAGAUUUGUCUGAUGCUAACAUCGUUAAGUUCAGUAAUGAUGGGAGACUUAUGCUUUUGACAACUACGGAUGGGCAUAUUCAUGUGCUUGAUUCGUUUCGUGGCACACUUUUAUCAACAUAUAAUGUGCAGCCUGUUUCAAGUAGUUCAACAUUAGAGGCAUCUUUCAGCCCAGAAGGAAUGUUUGUUAUAUCAGGAUCAGGUGAUGGUAGUGUGUAUGCUUGGAGUGUCCGGAGUGGCAAAGAGGUAGCCAGUUGGAUGAGUACAGAUACUGAGCCACCUAUGAUCAAGUGGGCUCCAGGAAGUUUAAUGUUUGUGACUGGUUCUUCUGAGCUUUCAUUUUGGAUCCCAGACUUAUCGAAAUUGGGAGCUUAUGUGGGAAGAAAAUAGAGUAAUUUCAUGGUAAGUCGGUGUAUUGGGAAGAGAUAGAACAAAUCUACCAAAUCCUCUUGGCUUGUGCCUCCUGAGCAUUGUCUACAUAGCAUUAGGGUUUGGCAGAUCAUAAUGUGUGAUCCUCAGAGUGGUUUCUGAACUAGAACACAGGAAGAUCAGUUUGGGCUACAAGAAAAAUCUGUAGUUGGAAGGUCAAAUGACUGGUUGAGCUGAGAACUGUGGCGGUAUAGUCCUAUUACUGGACUGAUUUGUCAUGAACCUUGUUUGAUUGUUUGAAGAUCACAUUUUGUGAUUUUUAUGAGCAGAACUUCUAAAACUUUGAGGGUUCUAAUGUGAUUAAUGAGAUUGGACUUUUUGGUGCUCCAUCUCCUACUAAGUCCAGAUUCAUCCUGCUGGGCCUGGAGAUGCGGCAUCAAGAGAGGCUUUCUGAUGCUGUACCACCAAUGGUUUUAACUGUCUACCAUUUCAAGAUAAAAGGAAAAGAAAGAGUAAAUUGGUAUUCUCGAUUGCAAGUAAGUAUAGUGCUGUAGAUAAAUUAGACAGUAUUCCCUUAUUUCCUUCUUGUAAAUAACUUUAUCUGACUCGAUUUUGUUCUUGAUGUUAUGUGCCUAUACUUCAGCGUUCUGCUUCCCUGCUUUAUUGUGAAUUGCAGUAGCUUUGUUCA
Nicotiana attenuata is the source of this 1807-nucleotide messenger RNA. RefSeq names its product WD repeat-containing protein 82-B. The record is from RefSeq and is a predicted model, not a curated record. Bases 142 to 1140 code for a protein of 332 amino acids. The transcript is spliced from 12 exons. NCBI's taxonomy places the organism in Eukaryota, Viridiplantae, Streptophyta, Magnoliopsida, Solanales, Solanaceae. Gene Ontology annotation, cellular component: Set1C/COMPASS complex. Gene Ontology annotation, molecular function: chromatin binding; protein binding.